This is a messenger RNA of Penicillium alfredii, 4497 nucleotides long. Its product is annotated as putative eukaryotic translation initiation factor subunit eIF-4F. The transcript is spliced from 5 exons. The record is from RefSeq and is a predicted model, not a curated record. Gene Ontology annotation, cellular component: eukaryotic translation initiation factor 4F complex. Bases 1 to 4497 code for a protein of 1498 amino acids. NCBI's taxonomy places the organism in Eukaryota, Fungi, Ascomycota, Eurotiomycetes, Eurotiales, Aspergillaceae. Gene Ontology annotation, molecular function: mRNA binding; translation initiation factor activity; protein binding.
AUGAGCUCGAUCCCUCCUCAGUCGGGCCCUCAACCUCAAGGACAGAGCACCGCGACCACCGCUUCCUCCCAGCCCGCCACCUCUACCCCCCUGGCUGCCACUGCUCCGGCGCCGGCCAGGUCCUACGCCAACGCCACGAAGAAGUCCGCGACGGACUCGACCGCCGCUCCCGUCACCGUGGGUGGCUCGGCACAACAUGGGAAGUCGACUUCGGUAUCUCCUGUGAGCGGCAAACCCAUGCAACCCCAAGAACCCCAGCAAUCCGCGUCGCCGGGCGUGACCAUUGUCAAUGGCGCCCCGACGGCCCCUGCUGCAUCUCAAGGCGAUCACUCUCGGAAGCCCUCCGUGACCAUCACCUCCGCCGGCACCUCGGGCUACAUGCCCAACGGUGGGCCUGCCAGUCGUCCCAAUAGCCUUCAGUUCGGUUUCGCCAACCAGCAGAGUUCGCCCAGCAUGGGCAACCAUGCCGUGCCCGCGUCCAACCAGUCGCAGUCUGGUCUGGGUGCCCCGUCGACGAACCCGCGUGUCACCUCUCCGCAGACUUCUCCGUCUCCCAUUCCUCAGCCGGCUUCCAGCGGUGGCCGUCCUCCGCCAUCCACUUACCAAGCGCAGGGUAACGUGCCCAACUUUGGAAGCUUCGGUGAUGCUGGCGAUGCCAACACGCGCCCCACACCACAGGCACCUCUCGGUCCCGGUCCCCAACAUUUGCGCCGCGAAUCUUCCCAGUCGACGCACAGCGACAUGAGCAGCCACAUGGGUAGUGGCCCUGGCCGUGGUGGGUAUCCACACCAGGGCGGUCGCGGUCGUGGAUACUCUCAGUCUGGCUACCAAGGACAGAUGCCAUACUCGCCCGGUCCCAACUUCCGACAGACCCCUAACCAGCCUCGUGGUGGUCCCAACAUGGGCCCGCAAUUCCACGGUCCUAACCAAGGCCGGCCGCUGGCUCCCUUCCCCAACUCGCCGCACCAAGCCAACCGCAGUCCCGCCCUGGCCAACGCACACCCUGCGACGCCUCAAAUGAACCAGGUCCCCAUGGCCCACCCGCAGAUGCCCCCGCAGCCCUACGGCGCGUAUGGUCAGCACAUGGGCCCCCAAACUGUGAGAUAUCCAUCUUUUUCUCGUAAUCCCUCCAACAAACCCGCCCGGCGUGGCAAUUUUUCCAGACAUAGAGCAAAAUCGGCCGUGUCACUCAAUUUUCCCAUCCCGGAUCUUGCGCCUGAGAGCGGCCAGUUUGAACGAUAUCUAACAAUGAUGAAAUCCCACCAGGCCUAUCCCCCUGGGUAUGAUCCCAACUACGGCUACUACAACCCGGCCUAUGGCAUGCAGCAGAUGCAGUACAUGACCCCGCCAUCGCCCCAGCCUCGUCCGGGCAUGCCCUACAAUCCUCAGGCUGGGUAUAUGCCCGGGCAGUACAACGUCCAGCCGCCGCCCCAGUCCACCCCGCUUUCGCGCACCCCCUCCCAGGUUUCUACUGACCGUCCAGGAUCAAGUCUCGGUCAGGGACCCGCCCCGGCAGGACCCCCGGCCCCUGGUCACGCCCACUCUGCCAGCCGAUCGUCCAACAGUCCCGCGCCGGCCAAACCGCACUUCAUCAUUCCCUCCGCUAAAAAGAGCCCGAUUGUCAUCAAAGACCCCGGCAGUGGUGUGGUUAAGACGUUCGACAAGACUCCUGCCUCUCCGGCGCGUGCCACUCCUUCGCCUGUGAAGAUCGCCACCCCUACGUCGACCCCGCCACCGCGGACAGCAAGUGCAACAGAGCACACUCGAUCAGACAGCAAGGCGACUGCUGCGAAGACGGACGAGGAGAAAAAGCAAGAGCUGAAAGACGCUGUGCGCCAGAAGAUCCAAGAAGAUGAGGCGGCGCAGAAGCGCCAGGCCGAGUCUACUCGCAAGACUACUGACGAAACCGAGCCGGCCAAGGCGAAGGAAGGAGAGACUGAGUCUGCCCGUGCUGCGCUCGAAGAUCUUAGCCUGAAAGACAAACCUGCGCCCCCCGAGGAGCCGAAGAAGACUCCGGCUCCUGCUCCCGCCAACGAUGAUGAGAUCGACUUCGACGCCAUUGAGCGUGAGAUGGCUGAGAUUGAAGCCAAGGAACUUGCUGCGGAGCAGGACUACAACCGCAAGAAACAGGCUAAGAAAGACGAGGAAGCACGGAAGGAGCGUGAAGAACGCGAAUCUUACGAGGCCAACAUGAAGAAUGCCGAGCGAGAGGCUGAAGAACGCGAGAUCGCCCGUGAGACUGCUCGCACGCAAAAAACCGAAGUUGUCGAGGACGAGAGUAGCCGCAAGGAGCGCGAAGACCUGUUCGCCUCGCUCAAAAAAGGUGGAUUCCAGGCCACAGAGUCCUCCACGCCUGCCGACAGCGGCGCUGCUACUCCGGUUUCCUCGGAUGUGUCCAUGGGCCCACCGGCGAAGCCUGCCAGUGCUGCCAAGAAGCCCGCCGGCCUGAAGCUCGACACUCCCAAUCCCACCGAACCGCCGCAGCCGAGCGCCGCUAUGAAAUCGCUACACAGUGCCAAGUUCCUGGAGGACCUCAGCAAGGUUACUUACCCGUCCUCAAUCACUGCUCCUAACCCGGCCCUGAAUGCCGCCGCCCCCGCCGGCCGCCAAUUCCACUACGACAGAGACUUCUUGCUCCAGUUCCAGACCGCAUUUAAGGAUAAGCCUUCCGUGGACUGGGACUCGCGCGUGCGGGAGACUGUCGGUGACAGUGAAGCCUCUUCGCGCCCUCAGUCAGCUCGGACCCCUAGCAUGGGUGGCCGCGCUGGCUCGCGCAAUGCCCCCGCCACCAGCUUCCCCAUGGGAAUGGGCAACUUCGGCCAGCCGCAGUCUCGCCACAGCAUGCCGCCUGUCAACCCCUCGCUGGGCGGUCGCAACGCACACCCCUUCGGACCUUUCCCCCGACCAGGUAUGGGUAUGGGCCCUGCCAUGAGCCGCACCAACUCUUCUGGUAUGCCCAUGUCUCCUCGUGUGGCCUCAAGCAAGGGUGGCGCGCGUGCGGGCAGCAAGCGCGACAAGCACUCUGCUAAGAAGGAAGAGGAGGGUAACAAGUCGAUGCCUCUGACAGCCGGCAUGGACCUGAAGGCCCUGACUACCUCAUCCACUGGCUGGAAACCUCGCAGUAUCGGACAGGCGACUACUGGCCCCGCUCCCGGCGGUGACACUUACAUGGCACCGGAUGUGGUGCAGCGCAAGGUUAAGGCCGCUCUCAACAAGAUGACUCCGGAGAAGUUCGAACGUAUUGCCGCCCAGAUUCUGGAAAUUGUUUCUCAGUCAAAGGACGAGUCCGACGGUCGUACCCUUCGCCAGGUUAUCCAACUCACAUUUGAGAAGGCGACCGACGAAGCUCACUGGGCUCCAAUGUACGCCAAGUUCUGCAAGCGUAUGCUGGAAAGCAUGAGCGUUGAGAUCCAGGACGAGAACAUUCGUGACAAGAACGGCAACGUCGUUACCGGCGGCAGUCUCUUCCGAAAGUAUCUACUCAACCGCUGUCAGGAGGAAUUCGAACGCGGCUGGAAGAUCAACCUGCCCGAGAAGCCCGAGGGUGUCACAGAAGAGGUGGCCAUGAUGUCAGACGAGUAUUACCAGGCAGCUGCGGCCAAGCGCCGUGGUCUCGGUCUUGUCAAGUUCAUUGGUGAGCUGUACAAGCUCGGCAUGUUGACUGAGCGAAUCAUGCACGAGUGUGUCAAGAAGCUGGUCGACUACGAGGGCAUUCCCGAUGAGGCUGAAGUCGAAAGCUUGACCAGUCUCCUGCGCACGAUUGGUUCCAGCCUGGAUGCGUCGGAGAAGGGUCCUGCCAUGAUGGACGCAUACUUCGCCCGUAUCAAUCUCAUGGUUGAAACUCCUGGACUGCCCAGCCGUAUGAGGUUUAUGUUGAUGGAUAUCAUCGAUCUCCGUGCUUCUCGUUGGGUUUCCAAGGACUCCGACAAAGGUCCCAAGACCAUCCACGAGAUUCGUGAAGCAGCUGCUCGUGCCCAGCAAGAAGCCGACAUGGAGCGGAUGCGCCAGCAGGCCAACCGUGGAGGCGGUGGCCGCCCCCAGAUGGGCCGUGGCGAUGCGCGCAGCUUCAGUGGUUACGGCCACCAGGCGCCUCCGCCAGACUACGCCUCGAGCAAGGUCGGCAGCGAUGACCUCCGCCGCCUGCGAGCCACCCGCAACACCAACCAGCCCAUGUCAUUCGGCCCGUCGAGCCUGCUUGGCUCGCGCAGCAGCAGCGGCCGCAAGAACCUGGGUCCCGGCGGCAAUCUGGUCCGGGGCAGCGAUGACAGCGCAGCCAGCAGCCGCACCGGCACACCCCCUGCCGGCAAGAAGGAAGACAAGGAGGCCGCCUCGUCGAUCAAUGCUUUCAGUGCCCUCGCCAGUCUGGAAGACCGGGACAACCUGGCCACCUCGCCCCCGUCGAACCCUACCUCCCCCAUGCUCACCAAGUCCCAACCGGCCGCCGCUGAGCGCCGACCCUCCAAAACCCCGUCGAAGGAUGGCGAGAACGCAGCAUAG